GGACAAUCUCCAAAUUAUCUAUCCCCUGUGUCUGGGCCUAAGCCCCCACCCCCACCCCCGCCCGCCCCAACACCUGCCAGAGGUGGGAGGGGGGGCGGCUCACAUCCUGGAGAACCAGGAUCCCUGGAGAGCCCCCAGGCUGAUGAGUGAAACAUGGAGACGUCCAAGUCCUCGCACAGGCGUGGGACCCCGAGUGGCAGGACAGCAGACCCACCCCCUAUCCGGCAGGGUUUGAAGGCCCUUGGGGCCGGAAUGCCAGGGGUGAGCUCAGCCCUCCAGCUCGGCCUGCGUGAGUCUGACUAUCAGCGAGGCCACUUCUCCGGAGAAGAUUUCCAGCCCCCUCUGGGCCAUGAAGAGGCCUAAAUUUAGCUAGGAGACAAGAGGCUGGCCCCGAGCCCAGCGCCGGCGGGCCUUAUAAAGCGCGGGCAGCCGGGGCCCAGCACGCUACCCCGCGGGCUGUACCCACACAUUUCUUCUCUCCUGCCCCUGCCCGCCUGCCCCGGGCCCUGCACUGCCCGUGAAUGAGCCACCGGACCUCCUCCUCCUUCCGAGCGGAGCGAAGCUUCCACUCCUCGUCCUCCUCUUCCUCCUCCUCUUCGGCCUCCCGAGCCCUCCCCGCCCAGGACCCCCCCAUGGAGAAGGCUUUAAGCUUGUUCUCGGAGGACUUCGGCAGCUUCAUCCGGCCCCACUCGGAGCCCCUGGCCUUCCCAGCCCGCACCGGGGGGCCAGGCAACAUCAAGACCCUGGGGGACGCCUAUGAGUUUGCAGUGGAUGUAAGAGACUUCUCUCCCGAGGACAUCAUCGUCACCACCUCCAACAACCACAUUGAGGUGCGGGCUGAGAAGCUGGCUGCCGACGGCACGGUCAUGAACACCUUCGCCCACAAGUGCCAGCUGCCGGAGGACGUGGACCCCACCUCGGUGACCUCAGCCCUGGGGGAGGACGGGAGCCUCACCAUCCGGGCCCGGCGGCACCCGCACACAGAGCACGUCCAGCAGGUCUUCCGGACAGAGAUAAAAAUCUGAGGGCCUCCCCCCCCGCCCCGCCCCCAACCCCACCUCCUCCACGAAUGAGCUGCCAGCCGCAGCUCCAGCCCCCAGGACAUCUCAGCUCAGGCUCCAGCCCCUUACACCCCCAGGUCCCAGGUGGGCUGGCCCCCCACAAACGAGUGCAGCCCAUGGACCCUCUUGUGUCCCUCACGACCCUCCAGAUUCCAGAUGUGGUCUCCGACAAUUCAGAUCAGAGUGGCUGAGGUGGGGACAGAGAGGUUCCCAGAGAAGGGGGGCAAGGAGGAGAAUGGGGAGGGGUGGGGCUGGGCAAACGAUCUGCAGGACAGACAGACAAAUCCUCCUAUCUGUGGUGUCUCUGCAGGCCAGGGGCAGGGGCACUGGGGACGGGGGGGGGGUCCCCGGGCUCAGUGGACAGUGAGGAAGGGGCCUCCCCAGGGGGCCCAGUGAGGCAGGGCUCCUCUGCCACUCUCCAAGCCCCACACCAGCUGGCAGGCUGCCCACCACCCCCCGCCCCCGCCGGCCAGCUGUGCCAGGGCAGGCUCAAGGCACCUGUACCACCGAUGGGGUUUGAUGCAUAGAGCCUCAUGAUAAACGGUGUGGACUGCGGCCUUCCUCCUCCUCCUCCACCUGCCAGUGCCUCCCCGUGAGGCCAGGGCGAGGGGGCUGCCCCUCCUCCCCCCAGCAGAGCCUGGACCCCUGGGGCUGCUCCUUCUGCAGACAGGACGCCCCCCACCCCAAAGUGGGACAAAGACAUGCGCAAUGCUUGGGGGACCUCCAGGUUGGAGCCCAGCUUCUUGCAACUUUCUCUGGGCAGUUUCUGUCUAUCCUCACUUCUUCAUUUAUGAAUCUACGGGGGGUGUGAGCUUACACACACACACACACACACACACACACACACACACACACACCUCCAAAUACUUGGCAUUACCAUUAGUUGAAACCAAGUUCAGAAUAUUCUAGAGUCAGGAUUAAUGUCUGCCUUCUCCUCGGUAGGACACUGAGUCUCUGAGCUGUCCCCUGUCCCAUGCCCAGCUUCUCCCCGAGGGUCAGCUCUGAACCCCACAUGUCUCAGCUGUUCUCAGUGCUCCCCUCCGCACUGAGUGCUCCCUCCUCCCACCCUGCUGGGGCCAUGUGCCUGCCCACGUCCCCCCUGCUGGGGAGGAGAGCUCACCCCCAGCGCCCUCUGGCCCCCAAUCCAGGGUGGGACCCCAUCAGCCUGAACCCUGGAGCCUGGAGCGUGACUCUCCAUGGGGAGACAGCCGGCGGGGAGGGGUGGCUCACAGCUGGGGGCCCCCAGGACAAGUGGCUGAGCCAGCAUCGGAGUCCCGGGAGCCAAUGUGCUAUAGGGUGGCCUGACUCCUGACCUUGGGGGCCGUGGGGGACAGGUGGGCGCCAUGGGAGGUCAGGGCACGGUAACUGUACCCCUUAUUCAAUAAAGGACUGUAUCACAGA
Messenger RNA from Perognathus longimembris pacificus (Pacific pocket mouse), 2462 nucleotides. RefSeq names its product heat shock protein family B (small) member 7 (gene Hspb7). NCBI's taxonomy places the organism in Eukaryota, Metazoa, Chordata, Mammalia, Rodentia, Heteromyidae. The transcript has 3 exons. Gene Ontology annotation, cellular component: cytoplasm; nucleus. Gene Ontology annotation, biological process: heart development. The record is from RefSeq and is a predicted model, not a curated record. Bases 522 to 1025 code for a protein of 167 amino acids.